CUUGUUGUGAUUCCAAUGGAGAGUUUUUAUCUCUAUCACUCGACUACUUGAUCCAUCAAUCAAAUUACAAGAGAGAGAAAUUAAUCCAAAACUGUCUUGGUUGUUUUUACAAACAAUUAGAAUGUAGCUUCCUGUCAGCUCAUCAAGGAGCGGGGGUUAGUCUACGUUGGGAAAACAUUGGCCUGAUUUACAGUCAUUAUACUCCAAGAAAAAUACCCAAUUUUGACAGUGAAAGAGGUGAUUCGAUCGAUUCAAAUACUGAGAAGUUUUUUCGAUCUGUUCUAACAAUGAUUCCCGAUAAUUUGAACCCCGAAAAUUAUGUUCAUUUGUUGAAUGAAUUCAUUGAUCAUGGAAAACAAAUUGAGCCUUCAACAAAUAUUCCCAAACAUCAUAUUACUCAAGAUAUUUACUAUUACUUAGCUGAUUAUUACUUCAAAAACAAUGAUCUCAAUAAAGCCAUAGAAUUUUACAUUCGUGAUUUAACCUUAAAUCGCGAUCGAUUUAAUUCAUGGGUUGGCUGUGCUCUCGUACUAAUAAAGUUCAGUGAUGAAUAUUUUUGCUCUAAUGGUCGAGUUUUCUACUCAUCUACUGAUGAAGUUUUGCUCUUGGGAGAAAAAGUGUUACGAUGUUUCAAUGAAGCGGUUCGGCUGAAAAAGAGCGAAUCCAAGGUAUGGUUCGAAUAUGGAAAGUUCGCUUAUUAUAUUUCGAGUUAUAUUUCUCGAGUCAUGAAAUUUGGACCUGCUUUGGAGAAUUCACAAAAAGAAGAAAUGAAAAAACAACGAAAGCGAUUCUUGGAUCGAGCUCGAGAUUGCUUUGAAUCGGCCAUUAAUUCUGGCGAUUGUGAUACAAUUUGGAUGAAUUAUUAUUUCUUAGGAAAAAUCGCUGAAAGAAGUAACAUCUUACAAGCACUUCGAUAUUAUGAAUUAUUUAAGUUUCAUAUGACCUCAAUUGAACAUUCUCGCAGUCGUUUUGGAAUUGAAAUUCACUAUCGGAUUCACGCUUGUGUCCUCAAGUAUAUUUAUAGACAUAAAACUCUGCCAGCAAGAGUAUUAUCACAAAUGCUGGUGUUUUUAUCUCGUGCGAAAAAGGGCAAAACCUUUGGUGGGUUUGUGCCCAGCGACGAACUAGAGAUCGAAAAUGAGGUCAUUGAAGGCGCCGAAGAGGUUAAACCCGAUUUGGUUUCGAUGGAAAUUAAAAGUAGACAAUUAUUUAUGGAAAUUGUACAAAUGUGUCUGGAGGCGAUGCAUAGAAACUUACAAUGUACUCAAAGUUGCAGUCAUUACAAGUCACUCUAUCGAAUGGCUUAUCAUUAUUUUCUAUCUAACGAUCCUCGAUUCGCUCGAAAGAUACUCACCGAGUCAUUUGAACUGCCAGCUCGUUUCCCAAGCUCCAUACUAGAUGAAGAAAGUUCAACUGAUACAGUAAAUUUUUUUACAAUUUCAGGACUUUUCCCUUUAAUAAAUAUUAUUCUACAUUCCAUGGAAUCGUGAAGAUAUCAAACAAUAUUAUU
This is a messenger RNA of Panonychus citri (citrus red mite), 1510 nucleotides long. RefSeq names its product calcineurin-binding protein cabin-1-like. Gene Ontology annotation, molecular function: protein binding; nucleosome binding. Gene Ontology annotation, biological process: chromatin organization. Bases 288 to 1490 code for a protein of 400 amino acids. The record is from RefSeq and is a predicted model, not a curated record. The transcript has 3 exons. Gene Ontology annotation, cellular component: nucleus. NCBI's taxonomy places the organism in Eukaryota, Metazoa, Arthropoda, Arachnida, Trombidiformes, Tetranychidae.